UUACGCUUUGCUGCAGCGACGGAGAUGUUGUGCUGAAGGGAAAGAGGGCAGCGCCUCAGGGGGCUGCUGGCUGGGGAUGGGGUGACGGCCCAAAGGCUCUGCUCAAGGGCUGCGGCCGGGCGCUGCAGAGCAGGAGCCAGGUUGGCACAUCCUGAAUUUUUGCUCCGCUGCACAAAGGACCCCUGUGCUGCUGCUGCAGAUUUGAGAGCGAAACGAUUGACUGAAGCCGCUCGUUAUUAUUUUUGGCUACUCCAGCCAUGUAUCAAAAACCCGACGCUGGGUUGAUGCUGGUGCCCUACUUUAUAGAAGCCUUGAAAAGCAGAUCGAGGACAGCGAGCUUGUCUUUGUGCCUGGCAUCUGCCAGCAAAGGAUCCCAUCUAAUGCCGAGGCUGAAAGAAUCGCGCUCCCACGAGUCUCUGCUCAGUCCCAGUAGUGCUGUUGAGGCUUUGGAUCUCAGCAUGGAGGAAGAAGUGGUCAUCAAGCCGGUCCACAGCAGCAUCCUGGGACAAGACUACUGCUUUGAGGUGACGACUUCAUCAGGAAGUAAGUGCUUCUCGUGUCGCUCUGCAGCAGAGAGAGAUAAAUGGAUGGAAAACCUGCGGCGUGCCGUGCACCCAAAUAAGGACAACAGCAGAAGAGUGGAGAAUAUGUUAAAGUUAUGGAUUAUCGAAGCCAAGGACCUGCCAGCUAAGAAAAAGUACUUGUGUGAAUUAUGCCUGGAUGAUGUUCUUUAUGCACGAACUACCUGUAAAUUGAAAACUGAUAAUGUCUUCUGGGGGGAGCACUUUGAAUUUAAUAACCUCCCAUCGCUCAAAAACAUUACGGUGCACUUAUACAAAGAGACUGACAAGAAGAAGAAGAAGGACAAGACCAAUUUCAUCGGACAAGUGAACAUCCCUGUCAGCUCUGUCACGGGACGGCAGUUUGUGGAGAAGUGGUACCCUGUGGUCAGCCCCAACCCUGGGAAGGGCAAAUCCCCAGGGCCCAUGAUCCGCAUUAAGUCCCGCUACCAGAGCAUGAGCAUUCUUCCCAUGGAGAUGUACAAGGAAUUCGCCGAGUACAUCACUAACAACUACAUGGUGCUGUGCUCAGUGCUGGAGCCUUCGCUGAGUGUGAAGAACAAAGAGGAGAUGGCGUCUGCGCUGGUGCACAUCCUGCAGAGCACAGGCAAGGCCAAGGAUUUCUUGACUGACCUGAUGAUGUCUGAAGUUGAUCGCUGUGGUGAGAAUGAGCAUCUCAUUUUCAGGGAGAACACACUGGCCACCAAAGCAAUCGAGGAAUACCUGAAGUUGGUGGGACAGAAAUACUUGCAAGAUGCCUUAGGGGAAUUUAUCAAGGCUCUCUAUGAAUCAGAUGAAAACUGCGAGGUGGAUCCGAGUAAGUGUUCAUCCUCAGACCUCCCUGAACAUCAGAGCAACCUGAAGAUGUGCUGCGAGCUGGCCUUCUGCAAAAUCAUCAACUCCUACUGUGUCUUCCCAAGGGAGCUCAAAGAAGUUUUUGCCUCAUGGAGACAGGAGUGCAGCAACCGUGGCCGCCCAGACAUCAGCGAGCGACUGAUCAGUGCCUCCCUGUUCCUCCGCUUCCUCUGCCCAGCUAUCAUGUCCCCUUCCCUCUUCAGUCUCCUGCAGGAGUACCCGGACGACCGCACUGCACGCACUUUGACCCUCAUUGCCAAGGUCACCCAGAACCUGGCCAACUUUGCCAAGUUUGGCAGCAAAGAGGAAUAUAUGUCUUUUAUGAAUCAGUUUCUGGAGCAUGAGUGGACCAACAUGCAGAGAUUCCUACUGGAGAUUUCCAAUCCAGAAACCAUCUCAAACACAGCUGGCUUUGAAGGCUAUAUUGACCUGGGCCGGGAACUGUCUACUUUGCACUCGCUGCUCUGGGAAGUCAUUUCUCAGCUGGAGCAGAGCACUGCAACAAAACUUGGCCCUCUGCCGCGGAUCCUGAGGGACGUCAACUCGGCGCUCAGUAACCCGGCCUGCGUGCAGGUCUCAGUCACAGCUGAUCACACUGCAUCCACGCCCAGUGCUGGGAACAGCAUCUCUGCAGGGCUGCAGAAAAUGGUGAUAGAGAAUGACUUAUCUGGUCUGAUAGAUUUCACACGGUUACCAUCUCCAACCCCCGAAAACAAGGACUUGUUUUUUGUCACAAGGUCUGCUGGGGCCCAGCCCUCACCUGCCCGAAGCUCCAGUUACUCAGAGGCCAAUGAGCCCGACGUGCAGAUGUCAAAUGGCAGCAAGAGUUUGUCCAUGGUGGACUUGCAGGACAAUCGGCUCUUGGACAGCGGGGCCAACGCGCCCGGCGCUGCCGACUCCCUCAACGACAGUCAGUCGUCCCUCGGGCAGUUGCAGGGCGUGUGGACCGCUCGGACUCAGCAGAGCAGCAUGGCGGGUAUGGCCACGGUGCGCCGCGUGGGCCAGACGCCCACCACGCCGAGCGGUGAGAGCGCGCCCGGCCGGCCCCAGCUGCUGGCCCCGCUCUCCUUCCAGAACCCCGUGUACCAGAUGGCCGCCGGGCUGCCGCUCUCGCCCCGCGGCCUGGGCGACUCCGGCUCCGAGUGCCACAGCUCGCUCAGCUCCCACAGCAACAGCGAGGAGCUGACGGCCAACAAACACGGCUUCGCCGGCCCCGCCGCCAGCGAGGACUUCAGCCGCCGCACGGGAGAACUGGCCCGGCGGCAGCUCUCGCUUUCAGAGAAGGGCGGGCAGCCCACCAUGCCAAGGCAGAACAGCGCGGGACCGCAGCGGCGGAUAGACCAGCCGCCGCCACCGCCACCACCGCCCGUCACCCGGGGCAGGACGCCGCCCUCGCUGCUGAACACGGUGCAGUACCAGCGGCCUUCCAGCGGCAGCAUGAUGUCCUCCUCGCCCGACUGGCCCGGCAGCGGGGCCCGUCUCCGGCAGCAGUCCUCCUCCUCCAAGGGCGACAGCCCCGAGAUGAAGCAGCGCACCAUGCACAAACAGGCCCCUUCUCCUGUGAACCCCAGUGCCCUGGACCGCACUGCUGCUUGGCUUUUGAAUAUGAACAUGCAGUUUUUAGAAGAUGAAAGCAUUGACCCAGAUUCCAAGCACAGGGAUAAGCUCAGGAAUAAGGACGAGCUCAGCCAAGCAGAAAAGUACCAGCAGGACCUGGUGGUGCUGCAGGACAAGUUGCGCAUCUCCAACAAGAAGCUGGAGGAGUACGAGACACGCUUCAAAUGCCAGGAGGAGACAACGCAGAAACUGAUGCUGGAGUACCAGGCCAGGCUGGAGGAGAGUGAGGAGCGGCUGCGGAGACAGCAGGAGGAUAAGGAGAUCCAGAUGAAGGGCAUCAUCAGCAGGUUGAUGUCAGUUGAGGAGGAGCUGAAAAAAGACCAUGCAGAAAUGCAGGCUGCCGUGGACUCCAAGCAGAAGAUCAUUGAUGCACAGGAGAAACGCAUUGCUUCAUUGGAUGCUGCCAACGCACGGUUAAUGAGUGCCCUUACUCAGCUGAAAGAGAGGUACAGCAUGCAGACGCGUAAUGGGAUCUCCCCCACAAACCCAACUAAAUUGCAGAUUACAGAGAAUGGAGAAUUCAGAAACAGCAGUAAUUGUUAACCCGUGGAGGGCGCUGCCGCAGGAGGAGGCCUGGCCAGAGAGACCCGUGCAGCAGCAGGUGUGAGCCGCGGCUUCAGAGAACGGCUGCUCUCUCCCCAGAGAACCCAGCUCCUUACUGCGGACGGCGCGCUUGACUGAGCCUUUGUGGGAGAUGCUAAUGCCAGCACAUUGAGGGGACGGAAAGAUCAAGUGUGAGAUGAGUGGCAUAAGGAAAUAAGAUAUAUUUGAGCAUUGCUGUCACUGUUGGAUUUAAAUCAGUGUUUAAUGUUUAAACAGAAGUAACCUUUUCCUUCCAAGCUGCCCAGAGGAUACGCCUCUCCCCUCCCAACAAGGAGUAACGUCCUUGCCACUGCAGUAAGCAAGAUGCAGGGAGCUGGGCAGAGCCUGCAGUGGGCAGCACACUCAGUAUAGGCAGUGCAUGCUGGAGGGCGGCAGGAGCCUGGCCUGCUCCUCAUGUGACUCCCCCUGGAGCACAGCCCCAUCCCCAGAGCAAUCCCUGAGCCUCUGGCCUUCCUUAUGUAGCUUUUGUGCUGCCCCUGACUUUUGCAGUGGGUAGCUGUCCAGAGGGCAUCUGCACAGCAAAUUAGAAUUUAAUUAACUCUGUCCACACAGGGGCAGAGCCCAGCAGGAUGGUCAGGGCUCGCUCAGUACGUGGGGGCCAUGUAGAGAAUGUGGGGGACACAUAGAGGCUGGCUGUGGGGCCCUGGGCGGUCCCUAUGAGCAGGAUAGGCCCCAGGCGCCUGUGUCAGUGGAGGGAGGAUCCGGGCCCUGCAGAAGGAUUUUUUGGUUCCACUCCCAGCUUCUGCUCUCACAAACACUGGGGACAAGUCUUUGUAAAGCAAUAGUUCCAGGGCACUGCGUUCCCUACCACACACAUAACACAGAACAAAUUAAAGGUAACCUGAGCUUGCUGUCCUCAAGCUGUGAGUGAGCUGCAGGGUCUGGAUUUGCUGCUGGUGCCCACUGUGGAGAGGGGGAGUGCCAGGCUGCAACGUGGCCAGCUUCAUGCUUGACAAAGAGUUCAUUAUGGGGAUGUCAUGCUCUGUGCAGAGAUUAUGUACUGUUUCUGGGGAGGAAAAAAAAGGCAAAGAAACAAGAACGGCCAUGAAGAACCAUGAAGAUCGGUAAUUGUAUUUCUUUUCUUUCACAGUAUGCAUUAGAAAAAAAAAGAGCCCAUUUUCUGGAGUACUGUCCUCUUUAAAUUGGGAAUGAGCACUGCAUGGAAAUUAACCGGCCUGAAGAAUGUAAAACAUGGUCAUAAGGGAGUAACCAGCAGGAACAGCAGCCACCACCGAGAGCCCCCUUGUCAGGAGCACUGUGCAGGCAUAAGCCAGGAUUAGACUUUCCUAACUGCCGAGACACGCAGCCCCGGCACACACAGACGUGUUGCUCAGCAGAGGGGUCUCCUCCUUAACGGGGGAUUGUGCCGCUGACCCGCCGCCACGGUGUUUGUUGGUUUGUGGUUGUCCAGUUAGUCCUUCACGACUCCCAGUCUCAGAGCAGGUCACUCGGACCGAGAGCCAGAGAGAUUUCUCUGAGACACGGAUGACAGUGUACAGUGUACAGGACAUCUGCCUAUUCCUCCCAUAAAGGUUAACACACUGCUGACCGCCUGUCCCAGCUCCUCCUGCCACGUGUAAAUGUACAGUCAAAGGUACUAGGACGUUCACUGAGCUCUGCACAGCUUAGGUACCACCUGCAGCCUCGCCGGGCUGCCUGAGCAGGACGUGAUGUGCCAUAAGCUCUGCACUGCCAUGCUGCCCCACAGCCGUAAGGCUCACUAACAGCAUCUUUCCUCAUGCAAUUGCUUUCAAAAUUUAAGAUGAUUUUUUUUUUUAAUUUUUGUAAACGUUUGUCUGUUGCCUGGAAGCCCUGGGCCAAGCCUGGUGCGGCUGCAGCUGCUGCAGCUCCGGUCCUCGGAGGAGCGAACGCACUGCUCUGCACUGAGGGCUCCGCACCCCACCAACGCCUGCAGAAUGGUGCAAGUGCUCAGAGACCCCAAAAGGAGCUCCUCAGAGAAAAGUAAUCGCUAAGUGUUUAUGCCAAGUACAGCAUGUGGAGAAUAGCACAGAUGUCUUUGAAGAACCUGACACAGCUGACGAGGUUACAACUGGAGUAAGACCCAGACAGGUUAGGAAUACACAGGGUUAUGUGAACAGUUUGGUUCGUACACGUAACUUCUGCCGUUGUUCUUUAUAUACAUGAUAAGAACCCUGCUAAAAAAGACACUUAAACUGCUCCUGCCCUCAGAAGUAUUUUUAGAGUCAGUUGUUUCUGAGCUCCAAAAUACUGGUGUUGGGAGAGAUGGAAGUUGUUCAAUAUAAAGGAAUGGAAGCACUACCAGGGCACAGGGCAGCGCUUCCAUUUGUAUGUGAACAAAAUCUGGGGGUGCAGUCAGUGCCCUCUUAUGAGCUGGAAGAAAGACCCACCCCCAGCACAGCUGAUUAGUGCUGAAGCAAAGUGCAGUAAAUCUGCUCGCCCCCCCAGCCAAGGCACUGCUUUUAUACCACCAUUCCCCUUGUUGCUUUAUUUCUCCCCAAGAUCUGUCAGAAAAUCCUGGGUAACCUCGAUCACUGAGCACAUCACCGAGCACACUGUCCUGCUGCAACAGCAGGCUGCUCAAGUCCUUCUGCAGCCAGUCACUAUAACAUAAAACCUUCCAAGUUCCACUGCCAAUACCUUCUGGAGUUGCUCAGUUUCCUAAGCCAGUAUGAAACAGAAUUCCAAGUAGAACGAGAUCUUUUUACAGUGGAGCUUCCCCCAGCCCCUUGUUCCUGUGUCUCCUUACUCUGCAAAUAUCAACAACUGGACCUAAGUACAACCUUCCCAUGUCAAGGUUUGGGGAAUAGGUUCUAAGAUCCAGGCUCAGCUCAGUUCUGUUACUUCUGUUUGUGUUCCUCUUAUUUAUAAACUGUACAUUUUCGUAUGUGUGUGUGUGUGAGAGAGAGUGGCAGUGCCAGGUGCCCAGCUGCAGCCCCAGCCCUGAUGCCUGGCGUAGCAAUAGAGGCAAUUAAUCACAGGAGGUGCUCACAGCACCGCGGCAAAGCAACCACUAUGCGUAAUGUUUUGUGACCUGCUCCGUUUUCUUUUCCAUUCUUGCGCUUUACUAAAAUAAGAGGCUGUUCUAGUGCAAACUUGUCAAGGUGUAAACAAGACUAAAACACACUCAGAUUUUUAUCUUAAUACAAGUCUUAAUAUUUUUUGUAAAUGUUUUCAGUGUUUACUGUAACGUAUCUAUCUCACUAACGGUUGUAUAUAGUAAUUUACUUCUGGUGCUGCUUAUUUGGUCAAGAUUUGGCUGUAUCUCACUGCUGUUCAGCAGAGGUGGACUCCAUCUGGCAAAUCUGGAUCCAGCCCCAGGUUAUGAUUUCAGCCUCCUCACCACGGGGUACCUGAGGGAAGGAGGAGCAGCCAGGGAUCCAGGUUUGAGGUUGGCCCACCUCAAGAAUUCUGUUUUAAGAGUUAUGAUUUGGGGUUUUGUUGAUCUGUAGCAAACAAUUCUGGAAAAAAGAAAAAAUGAUGAAAACUUUGUGUAAAGGGGGAUUAAAUGGACUGAAGGAUACUCUGGGGACUCUGCAGUCCCAUCCUUUUGGACAGGGAUUAUGGCUUAAAUGCAGUGCCAACUAACUGGAGGACUCAGGUCCUUCCCCACGCCAAUUAAUACUACAGCACAGUCACCAGCCCCUUUUGCACCAGAUUAAGCAAAUCCUGCUGCCAUCCAAAGAGUCCUGUGUCACUCUGCAUUGUCAUUUGAGUCUGGUUGGUUUUGUUUUCUGCUUGUAAAGCACUGAUUGCACUGUGAGAACAUGCUGAGUCCGCCAGCCUGGCAGCCAGCCCGCAGGUCGCAGGACAUGGGUUCUGCUGUGAAUAUUCCUAAAGGGAGAAGGGACACAAGUGGACCUGAGUGAGAUACCAUGGUCUCUGCUGGGAGAGCAGCCCCCAAAUUGCGUCCAACGCUGAGAAUGCUCAUGGGCUUCUCCUGUUACUUAAAUCCAUACCAACGUGCAACUUAAGACACACUAAGGUCUGAUCCAGGACUCGCAGCACCCUGCCCAGCGUGGAAAGUGCGGGCUUGCAGCCACCACCAUUCCCCAGCCCCAGAGGACACUGCUCAGCCACAAGGCUCAUCUGUGUGGCCCUGUCCUGCUCGCAUCCAGCUGAGCCCUGGGCCAGCCCUGCAGGGCUAACUGGCACCUUUUCCCUCGAGGAAUAUCAGAGGGAGGGGAUGGGGGAGCGAGAGAUGACAGAAGCAUGGGCUUUCCAAACCAAAUCCAGUCUUGAGAGCAUCAUACAACAUUCAGAAACAAUCAUGCUUGGAAAAAGCACUGACUUCACAGGUUACCUGAGCUGUGACAUUGCUGUAAAUUCCACGUGGUUCUGCAUCAGCUGCCAGCACCCCAAAGUGCAGUCUCCAUGUUCACAUAUUCCUUUAUCAUACAUCACUGUGUCUUAAGAUAUACCUCUCUCUGUAUAUCUGCUUAAGCUGAUACUUGUUCCUGAUAAGCAGUCGCUAUGUUUUAUAUCCUCUUAUAAAAAAAAAAAAAUCUUUUUGUAAGUAUGUUUAAAAACAAAAAAAAAUGCAAAGUGGAAGUGUUUGCUGAAUCUCCUUCAGCUCCUUUUAAACUAUGUAAUAAUGUACAGAGAAAGUUGUUGGUGUUCAAAGAAAUGAUGUGGCCGUGCAAUUUAUGUACAUUUGCAAUUAGAAAUAUUAAAGAUUUAUUUAGAUAUUUUA
Messenger RNA from Centrocercus urophasianus (Greater sage-grouse), 8307 nucleotides. RefSeq names its product DAB2 interacting protein (gene DAB2IP). NCBI's taxonomy places the organism in Eukaryota, Metazoa, Chordata, Aves, Galliformes, Phasianidae. The transcript has 14 exons. The record is from RefSeq and is a predicted model, not a curated record. Bases 258 to 3575 code for a protein of 1105 amino acids. Gene Ontology annotation, biological process: regulation of GTPase activity.